AUGAAUUGGUUCGACACUUCGGGGUUUACUAGUCUAGCCAAAAGUGCAUUAAAGGAAGCUCAAAAGACUAUCGACAAAGCCUUAGACAUCCAAGAUGAGAGUGAAGAAGAACAAGAGGGUAGCUCAUCGGUACAACCAGCGAAGAAUAGCUCUCCUGCAAGUGGGACUACGCCUCAAAAGGAUAAAUCAGAUUUUUUUUCUUCUUGGGGACUAACAGUUAGUGGAGAAGAAAGUAAGGAUAGUCCAAUAAAACAACAACCAGUUGUGACUGAGAGCCCAUCUAAGGCAAACUCACAAAGUGUUUGGGGGUCCUUUGCAGGUUCAUUUUUUGAACAGCCUAAGUCAGAUGAAGGCACUAUAAUACGCCCUCCAAAAGCUAAAUCUUUAAAUGUGAUAUCAGAUAAAUAUGACAGCCAAGAUGACUUAUUUUCUAAGAGCCAACUUAUUAUGUCAGAUGGGACUGAAGGUACACACUCAAAAGUAAAUGAAUCAAAGACUGAAGAUAGACGUAAGUCUUCAUUAUCAAAUGCUCUUUCUUUUAUGUCCAGUAGAAACAGUUCAGACUCUGUUGAGGUUUUGUCACAAAGCCUUAAAACAACCCCAGAUUCAGAGGUUUCUUCCUACCAAUCGGCUUCAAAAAGUAGUAGUAUGGGGCUGAAACAUAAUUCUGAAUCUGUAGAAAUUUUACCAGAUAGUUUGAUUAGCCCAAGUUCUAUAGAAUGUCUUGGUUUUGAUAGUUAUUCAAGUGACAAAAAUAGUAGUACUUCUUCGAAUAUAUCUCCCAGUGAUGGAUUAGAUAAAAAAUCUACUCCAGUCGGAGAUCAUUCUGGUAGGGGGGAGACUGCCGACAGUGUAAGUGUAGUGGCUGAUGAUGACGAAGAUACUAUGUCCUAUAAUUCCAUAUCAGAGUGCACGGCUCCAACAGUUCUUGACACAGAUGAAAAGCCAAUUAGCUCUCACCCAAAGAUAACUAGACAUGAUCAAAGAAAAGUAGAAAAGGACCUAUUAAAUGUUGACCCACUUGUAUUGCAAAGAAUGCAAUUAAGUGACAAUUCUAAUGAUGGCACGUGGUCAGAUCGGACCUUGAAUGCUGAUAAUGAUAGUAUAAAUUUAGAAAAUACAACUGACAAACAGAAGGAUGGGGAUCCUGAUGAUAUUUUAAUAGAGAAAUUAAGUGACUCAUCUUCAUUUUAUAAUGUAAAUGUCAGUGGAGAUUUCCUCAGAUCGGAAAGCUCUGCAUUUGUUAACAUAGAGAGACAGGUACAUAGUCCUCCUUUGAGUAAUGAUUCAUCUCAAAAAGACUGCUGUGCAAAAGAACGGACAUCUCCUACGAGUUCAGACAGCAAAAGCGAUUUAGUUAAAAUUGGGUCAGACCGAACAUCAGGCCAUACAUCAGGUGAUGAGGUGGAAACUGCAACAUCUUCUGAUAUAGAAAUCAUACCUAGCCCCAAUGGAGACAACGGUCACAGAAAUAGUCCAGGAAAAUAUCCAUUUAGGCACAAGGCAGAUGGAACUACAUCUCCUAACCUAGUUGAUUUGGUGCUGGGAAAAAAUUUAGCAACCAAAAUUCGCGGUCACACGCCGAGAAUUAUCAGAUGCCUCUAUAAAAAGCAAUAUAAGUGA
Leptosia nina is the source of this 1623-nucleotide messenger RNA. NCBI's taxonomy places the organism in Eukaryota, Metazoa, Arthropoda, Insecta, Lepidoptera, Pieridae. The record is from the annotation of a GenBank genome assembly.